GAGGCGUGAAGGGAAAGGCGCCGUGAGGGGACCGCGCCGUGAGGGGACAGCGCCGUGAGGGGACGGUGCCGGUGCCGUGAGGGAACAGCACCCUGAGGGAGAUGGCGGGAAUGGCGCUUCCAAGGAUUCCCUGGAAUUUUCCCGCUCUCUGCUGGCUCCUGACCGUGCCUAUCUCCGGCUCCCUGGGCUUGGAAUGUCAGGAGCACCAAUACAGCUUCCAUGACAAAUGCUGCAGCGACUGCGCCCCAGGAGAGAGGAUGCGGAGCCGCUGCACGGCCUCGGCCGACACCGUGUGCUCGCCGUGCCAGGAUGGAUAUUUCAGCUCCCAGCACCACCACGGCUUCUGCAAAAGCUGCACCAUCUGCAACGCCCGGAAGGGCAGCGUGGAGGUGAAGCCGUGCGAGAAAACCUCGGACAGGGUCUGUGCGUGCCAGGCAGGAUUCCAGCCUGCCGGGGGCGUUCCUGUGGGAAGGGAGUGCUCCCGAUGUCCUGAAGGGACUUUCUCCAGAGGAGGGAACGAGAACUGCCGGCCUUGGACCAACUGCAGCAGCUUUGGGAAGAGCACGCUCCGGGCUGGCACGGGCACGGAGGAUGCCCAGUGCAGCAGCAGCAGCCCUGGCAGUGCCAGCAGCCCCGGCCCACAGCCCUCUCCCACGGCAUUCCCGGAGCACAGGGACCCCUUGCCCACGGAAUUCCCGGAAAAUGGGGACCCCUUUCCCACGGAACGCCCCGAGAACAGCUCCAGGACAUCCAGCCCCAGGGACAUCCCCGCCGUUUGCCGGGAUCCCGGCGCUGCCUCGGAGCCCGGAUGGGGCUCUUUAUCCCUGCUGCUGCUGUGCCUGCUCCUGCUGAUGGUGAGUGGAAUUUCCAUCCUGCUCCUGAUCAUCCAGGCAGCCCAGAGAAAAGCCAGGAAUGGGCCUGGGAGGAGCACCCAGCACAAGGAGGGGAGCUGCAGGAUUCCCAUCCAGGAGGAGCAGAUUGAUUCCAACUCCAGCCUCAUCAAAAACUGACGCUGAAAUUCCCGCCCUGGGCUGUUCCUGCUUUUCUGAGCCCCUGGAGCUGAAGGAGCCCUGGCACUAAUUGGGGUUUGCUUAGUUUGGAGCUCCCUUGAGGCUGGUUUAGCUCUUUGGUUCACUCAAGAUCUCCCUUUGGAACUUGGGAGAAUUCCUGAGGGAAUUUUGUGUGGAUAUUUUUUCUUUUGGGCAAAUCCUUGAGCUCUGAAAUCAGGAUGGAGUCACACUCAAUCCGCACUUCAUGAAAUGAAUUUUCCCUCUCUAAUUGCUUCUCCACAAAUUUCAAAAGGAAAUUUUUUGGGAGAAAAUCCCAAACUCUGGAAUGUCUGGGAGGAGCCCAAAGUGUCCUUUUGCUGAAUGUGAAAUGUUUCUGUUGAAAUUCCAGAAAAAUGGAAUUUUUUAUCAUUCAGGAGUGAUUUUCCCUCCAACUAUCAGCAGAAAAAAAAAAAAAAGACAAAUAGUCUCAUUCCUGAGGGGAAAAAAACUCCUCAAAAAUGUGAAUUUUAAACCUAUAUCCCAAAGUAUCCCAAAACAUCCAGCAGGGAAUGGAUGCAGGGAUCCCAGAGGUGUUUAAAUCCAUGGAUUUGGAAGAUUUGGGAUAUUUUAUAUGUUAUACAUAUCCAAAGGGGUUUAUACCAUGUAUAGGAAGGUUUGUAUCGUGUACAAAGGGGCAUUUUGGGGAAUAAAACUCUGGAAAAACAAA
This is a messenger RNA of Zonotrichia leucophrys gambelii, 1716 nucleotides long. It is a transcript of the gene TNFRSF4, whose product is annotated as TNF receptor superfamily member 4. The record is from RefSeq and is a predicted model, not a curated record. Gene Ontology annotation, molecular function: protein binding; tumor necrosis factor receptor activity. The transcript has 7 exons. NCBI's taxonomy places the organism in Eukaryota, Metazoa, Chordata, Aves, Passeriformes, Passerellidae. Gene Ontology annotation, biological process: inflammatory response. The coding region runs from base 102 to 1010 and encodes 302 amino acids.